AUGUCCACCGAGAGUGCUCGCGUCCGGGCAGCCGCCGCCGCCGCAGCAGCAGCAGCUGUAGCAUCCACGGCAGCAGCAGCGGCGCAGGCCGCAGUUGCCGCCGCGGCCGCCCUGCGCCAGGAGCUGGAGCAGGAGGAUGCGGUCUCCGCGGGAUCACGAUCGCGCACCCCCGAGCGCCGCCGCCAGUCGCCGUCUCCUGAGCGGCGCCGUGGUCGUCGCGGGCGUUCACCGGUGCCGCAGAUGGUCUACCGCGACUCCGGGGCCGGGACGCCGUGGCCGAUGCUCACCAAGAGCAACUACCACGAGUGGAGUCUUCUGAUGAAGGUAAAGCUCCAAGCUCGACAUCUUUGGGAUGCAGUUCACCUUGGUGGCGUCACGUAUGAGGAGGAUCGCCAGGCCUUGGAGGCUCUGUGCGCCGCAGUCCCACUCGACAUCGCGGCCUCCAUCGCCAACAAGAGGACGGCGAAGCUGGCGUGGGACGCCAUCGCGCUGCGCAGAGUCGGCGGUGACCGGGUACGCCGCGCGACGCUGCAGCGCCUUCGCGGGGAGUGGGAAGGCCUCGCCUUUCAGCCCGGCGAACAUGUCGAGGACUUCGCCGUGCGCCUCAGCAGUCUGAUGGAGCAGAUGAAGCUGAACGGCGACACCGACCUCACCGAAGAGCGCGCCGUCGAGAAGCUCCUUCGGUGCAUGCCGAAGAGGUACAGGCAGAUCGUGAACUCGAUCGAGACCCUGCUCGAUUUCGACGCGCUCACCAUCGAGGACGUCACCGGCCGGCUCAAGUCGGUCCAGGACCGAGAGCUGGCGGAUGACCUCGAAUCCGCCAACACCGGCGGCAAGCUUCUGUACACCGCCGAACAGUGGCGGGCCCUCGACAAGAAGAAGAAGGAUGAAGCAGCCGGGCCGUCCAAGGACAAGCGACGGCGAUCUCGCGGUGGCAAGAAGAACAAGCCGCGCGGUGAUCGUGACGGAGGAGCUGGUGGCGGAGGGGCGCAGGCGGACAAGGCAGGAGGUGCGGACGGCGAGCGCAAGGCGAAUCGCGACGACCUCUGCCUCAACUGCCAUCAAGGAGGCCACUGGGCCCGAGACUGUCCUCAUCCCCGACGUAAUCGGGAGCGCGGUGGCGCCGCCAACGUCGCCCAAGUGGAUGAGGACGCUGCUGCCUUCCUCGCGCAUGGCUUCCUGGAGCUUGACGCAGAAGGGAGCUGCAGCAAGGCUCAAGCUUCAAUCUUCUGCGCCAAGAGUGGCUGCUUCGAGCUUGAGGAACCCCGUGCGCGCGCAUACCUCGACACCGGCAAUGGAGAGAAGAUGGACGGAUGGUACCUGGACAGCGGUGCAACCCACCACAUGACCGGCCGACGCGAGCUCUUCACCGACCUGGACACAUCUGCCAGAGGAUCGGUGAGGUUCGGCGACGAGUCGAAGGUGGAGAUCCAUGGCGUCGGGUCCAUCAUCUUCGAAGCGAAGAACGGGGAGCACCGGGUGCUCCACGACGUCUACUUCAUCCCGGCGCUCAGGAACUCGAUCAUGAGCAUCGGCCAACUGGACGAGGGGGGAUCAAAGGUGGAGAUCGAGCACGGCGUCCUGAGGAUUUGGGAUCGACACCGGCGGCUACUCGUCAAGGUGCGCCGCGGUGCCAACCGCCUCUACGUCCUGCAUCUGAACCAGGCCAAGCCGCUCUGCCUCGCCGCACGCAAGGAUGAUGCGGCAUGGCGCUGGCAUGAGCGCUACGGUCAUCUCCACUUCGACGCUCUCCGGCAGCUGUCCAAGAACGACAUGGUGCGCGGAUUGCCUGCGAUCACCCACGUCGGGCAGUUCUGCGACACGUGCGUCCUCGCCAAGCACCGUCGAGCCCCGUUCCCGACGGAGGUUGAGUACCGCGCGUAG
Messenger RNA from Sorghum bicolor (sorghum), 1884 nucleotides. RefSeq lists its product as uncharacterized. The record is from RefSeq and is a predicted model, not a curated record. Bases 1 to 1884 code for a protein of 627 amino acids. NCBI's taxonomy places the organism in Eukaryota, Viridiplantae, Streptophyta, Magnoliopsida, Poales, Poaceae. The transcript is spliced from 2 exons. Gene Ontology annotation, molecular function: nucleic acid binding; zinc ion binding.